UGCUCAUCUAUAUCUAUAUAGAUCUAUAGCUGGAUAGAGAAACUAGAGCAGUGCUCCCCAACCUUUGUUGCUCCACGGACGGUUUAACGUCAGACAGACCGGCCUUUAAGGCGGAUAAAUACAACAAAAUAAAACGAUACGACCAAGACAACAACUGUGAUGUUUUGCAGAUAUAACAAAAAACGUAAAUUCACUGUGUAACUGUAACUGUGUCAUUCUGUGUGCUCCACACCAACAAUGCUGAGAUCAAACAGAAAUAGGACACAGCAGGAAUAAAUAGCAAACAGGAGAAAUGUGUGCAAUAAAGUUUUAUACAAAACAAGACAAAUGUACACAAAAUAACGGCACAGGCACAUAUUAGAUGGUGCUUGGACGUGCUCCAAGGAAAAGCCUGAAUAGUCUGUGUGUGAGUGGGCUGAGUGAUGAGGGUCACCAUGGCUCAGACUGGUGAGGUUGGUGGUGUGUGGGGGUCGUACUGUUUGUCAGCCCCCACUGGAGCUCUCCUGUUCUCAGCUGUGGACCAAACACCCAGGCAGUGGGAGAAGCCCAGCAGCGCCUGGUCCUGGUGCAGGCGCUGCUGGGCUUGUUCACCAGGGCCCAGCAUCAUAUAUCUGGCUGGUGGCUGUAGUUGGAACGAAUAAAAUGCUUUGAGACUACUUGUGUUGGCUGCUGAAUGUGUCAGCCAGUAUAGUGUGUGUGUUUGUUGUUCAGUGGGUCUUAGUCCUGCUUUUAAAUCUCUGACUCUACAUGAAACUGUGAGGCAGAAGAAAAGCAUCAUACUUUCAGUGCAUGAUGAAGUAAUGCACAUAAAAAAUACUGUGAAAGCUAUUAAAGACAUAGAGUCGCUGCUGAAGCGUCCCCGGCCCUUAAGUCCAACUGUCUCAGUGCAGAGAUGUUGUCUCAGAGGUUUGGAGCCCACACACAUGUUUAAAAAACAUGUCUUUAUACUUGAAUGCAAAUAUGAUCCAUCUCUGCUUCAGCUCGUCUUCAGUGUGCAUAGAUGUGUUCAGCACAGCAGAAGAAGAGUCUGCAGCCAUCUGUCAAACCAGUCUGUGCUGGGACUCUUGUCCAACUGUGAUGGAAGUAUGAAGUAGAGAAGUUUGAUCCACUGUGUGAGAUCAUGUGGAAAGAGUCUGGCUUUGUUUUUCAGUAGGACAAUAAUCCCAAACUGUCACGGCCUGGGGAUGUGGGGAAGUAAGACCCACAAUGCAGGACUCUUGCGAUGAAAAGGUGUCUUUAUUUACAGUAAAGUAAAAUAAAAGGUAAACAAUAAAUCCCUGCGCGCUCCCAUCUCCCGUUUCAUGUCCUCGCGCCCCUGCUCCGUGUCUCUGUUCCCUGUGUACAACCUCGUUUCUGCAGAUCCUCCUCGGAAACACACGAAGGCAGCCGUGAACACAAACUGAUGGGAACGGUCCAGCGUCGAGGAGCGCUCAGCCACACCGUUAAGUAGCUCCCCGACGAAGCUGAUCAGCUCCAGGUGGAAGUGGAUCUCCUUGGCAGGUGUGACACACCCACCAGGCCUGAAGAUGGCUGUAAGCUGGUGCUCAGCACACCCACAAACACACAGACGCACUGGGAUAACGUUCACUCUUCACUGUGAUGUUCAGCGUGUGCUUACCCGACAGUGUUAUGAACCAGCUGUGCAGUCUGAGUGCAGUCUGAGUGCAUACGCCGGCUCUCUGUCAGCUCAUAUACAGACUGUUAAAAGGCUUUUAUGAAGCAUAUACUGGCUCUGGGAUCUACCUGCAUAGAAACCAGUAAUGAACUUCAGUUCGUGGGACUCAGUGUGCCAGGAGUUCAAAGUGCAGGUCUGGGCUUUAAGGUGGAAAUCCUGAGUCUGCCUCUUGGCUAAGUGCACAGUGUAGAUAUUACACUAUACUUGUGUUCACUGACUUCACUGUAGUCGCUUUGUUUGUGCUUUUUCAUGUUUAGUCAGCAUUGCAUCAGUAAAGCUUCUUGAUGAUCAUAUCUGGUGUUGUUGCUGACGUGGCAAUCUGCUCUGGAGCCUUUCAGGCUGAGUAGACGAGCGUGCUGGGCCAGCGAUCAGUGCAGGACCUGCUCAUCCAUGGGAACCAUGGAGCUCCUGCUGGCAUGUUUCUGGUGAUCUGUUGAUGCCAAAGGAGUUUGAAACUGAAGUCACCGAGUCAGCAGAGUGUUGGCAGCUGUUACGCGCUGUAAUAUAUGUGCUCUGCCACUUUGUGUGGUUACUAAGCUCCACCACUUAAAUGGCAAUACUAACAGCACUUACAGUGGAUGGUAGAAUAAUGAAAUGUUGCAGUCCUGACUUGUGACCAUUUGCUCUGCUAUGUUUCUACAGGUAGACUGCAUGGCUGCAGUGUUGCAGUGGGACUGAAAACACCUGAGUGUGAAGACGUUGUCCCUGUAGUGUGCUGAAGCUUGUUUAUAAUGACAUAUGCUGUUUGGAUAUCUGCACCUGUUGUCCUUACCGUUGGAAAUAAACCUGUGCAUUAGGGCCCUGCAGUCAGUGACAGUAUGUCAGUGUUCACUAUGUAUCACUAUACUUGAAUCCAUUUCAUUUUCAUUCAUAGCCUCAUAUAGAGAAUGGCAUUUACACAGACGCACUGAUGCAGGGCUUUCUGUUUCUAUCAGUUCAGCUCCAUCAUUAGUCUUUACAAACGUUACAGACACACAGAACCAAAGUCCAGGUAUGUGUGGUCCACAUGAGUCCAGCCUGCAGGAGAAACUGUCCCUGUAGCCAACCUAGCAUGUUUGUGUAGCAGCUCACUUUGUGUCAGAUGUGAUGUGUGUAAAAGCUUUCAGUUGUUUUGUCCUGUGAUCACCGCGUUCAGUCAAGUCUCCCGUCAGCCAUCGCUGACAGUUCAGCAACCCGACCACGUUCAAAAGGGCUUCUUAAUCACAUGUCACGUAAACUGAGCAGUUACAGUGUUUCCUCAUUUAGAGUCUAGUUAGCCUUAGUCCUCUGCAGGCUGAGAUUCAUCCUGUCACAUGUUUUUGGGUUCUCUGCAGGAAUGCAUGGUUCCAUCUCCCAGACUCCUGCAGUCCCAAAUCAUCACACCCUGCUUCUCCGUCAGGACUCUGCAUGUGACAUGUCUAACCCUAACCCUGACACUCUCGGACAGGUUCAACUCAAAUAUACUGGAACUUUUCUAAGACAAACAAAUUUGGACUCCAGUUUGCUCCAGUUAUUCAUCAGACGUCUUUAGGAACGUUUCAGUCUGCAUUUCUGUCCUAAAGAGCAAACAAGGUUUUUAUUUCCUGGACACUGUCCUUCACUCUGAGGGACGUUCAUUUUCACUGACAGCCCCUGGACGGUGUGGAUUCAUGUUAGAAUAUCACCACGACUCUGAUUUCUGAUGCAGAUGCUUUUAUUUGCUCAGAUUUUCCACCAUCUCACAGUCUGACGUCUUAAUUUUUCUCUUAAUUAUUUUUCAUGUGACUAAUUAAUGCAGACACAGCCCUAAAGGCUAACGCAGGAGUUGCCAGUGUAGUUUCAUUUUGUGGCUUUCAGUUUCUACUUUCCUCUUCAGCAUGUGAGAAAAGCUCGUGUUAAGCAUUUGUUCUUAAAUGUUCAUGAAAAAAAAUAUUCAAGCUGUAGUUGUCAUGCCGAUCAGCUUCCCAGUGAACCUGUUUAACCUGUGAGGGGCUUCAUGGUCUGUUUUCUAAAGAGUUCAUUUGUUCUACUCAAACGAGGAAGUGCUUGGAGACGAUGUGGUCAGUGUGUCAGUAGAAACUAAAAAGAAGAAGAGCCUGUUUCUGACCGCUCAGUCUUGGUGAAGACUUCAUACAGAAGCCAUGGCUGCGGCGUCGGCUCUGGUGUCUGAGGACAGUCUUCUUUGUCCCGUCUGUCUGAGUGUGUUCACUAAACCUGUGUCGAUUCCCUGUGGACACAACUUCUGUAUGAACUGUAUCACAGACUACUGGAGCACCCUGUCUGUACUCCAAUGUCCACUGUGCAAAGAGACGUUUUACACCAGGCCGUUGCUUCGGGUUAACCCUGUCAUUGCUGAAAUGGCAGAAAAGGUUAAAAAAUCUCUUCAAGAAAUGUUGAGUUCAGCUGAACGAGCAGGACAUGAAGACGUGCUCUGCAGCAUCUGUGCAGGGUCCAAGGUCAGAGCCCUGAAGUCCUGUUUAAUGUGUUUACUGUCCUACUGUCAAACACAUCUGGAGCCUCAUCAGAGGAUUUCAGCUUUGAAGAAACACAAGCUGAUCGAUCCAGUUCAGAACCUGGAGAGCAGAAUAUGUCGGGAUCACGGUGAGCCUUUGGAGCUGAUCUGCAGACUGGAUCAAAGGUUUCUGUGUCAGUCCUGUAAAUGCAGUGACCAUAAAACACAUGAAACAGUGAGUCUGGAGGACGAGGCUGAGAUGAGGAAAUCCCAGCUGAGAUUAGACAAUAACAGCAUGGAUCAGAUGAUCCAGGAGCAUGAGCAGAAAAUCCAGGAGCUUCAACAGUCAGUGAAGACCAGCAGAAGUAAAGCUGAGGAGGCGUUAUCGUACAGCAGGAAGGUGAUGACCGCUUUGGUGCAGCACAUAAAGACAGAGUUCACCAGACUGUCUGAGGCGAUCGAGACGGAGCAGGAAAUAAAUGAGACGGAGGCAGAAAGCUUUAUUGAUGAGCUGCAGGCAGAGAUUACACACAUGAAGAAGAAGAAGCUGCAGUUUCAUGAAGCUUCACUCAUCAGAGACCCCUUCAGCUUCCUGGAGAACGUCCUCCCUCUUACCUACAAUAAGCCCCAGCUGCAGGACUGGUCUGCUGUGACUGUAACCGGUGACCAGUUUAUGAUUCAGGAGACCCUGGCCGAGCUGGAGACAAAAGUCAGAGAAGAAGUCAGCACGCUCUAUGAUGUAAACUUCAGAGAUGGGAAAGAACAAAGGUAUGAUCUGAAUGUUUUCAUGGCUUGGUCCAGAUUUGGGUUCUCCUUGAAACACGGUGAGGUCACUCAAUCAAAAUCAGUCAGUGUCUCCAUCUCGACACCCCUUUUUGUACAUGAACUUUUGUUUGUUCAGUAAAAAUCAAGAAUAGUUUAGUCUGGGUGGAUUUCUAG
Messenger RNA from Haplochromis burtoni (Burton's mouthbrooder), 5024 nucleotides. Its product is annotated as E3 ubiquitin-protein ligase TRIM47-like. Gene Ontology annotation, molecular function: zinc ion binding. The transcript has 2 exons. The coding region runs from base 3775 to 4989 and encodes 404 amino acids. NCBI's taxonomy places the organism in Eukaryota, Metazoa, Chordata, Actinopteri, Cichliformes, Cichlidae. The record is from RefSeq and is a predicted model, not a curated record.